Molecule: messenger RNA, 9214 nt
Organism: Gopherus flavomarginatus (Mexican gopher tortoise)
Lineage: Eukaryota; Metazoa; Chordata; Testudines; Testudinidae
Gene: HPS4
Product: HPS4 biogenesis of lysosomal organelles complex 3 subunit 2
Exons: 14
Coding region: 788-2935 (715 amino acids)
Biological process (GO): vesicle-mediated transport
Source: RefSeq, a predicted model, not a curated record
CCUCAAUCCUGACGUGAGGCAUAACUUUUGACAGAGCCCUUUCAGGCCCUUGGAUGAGAGGCAACAACGAAGGGCAACUACUAACUAAUGGGAGUUAGGAAAAAACUUCUCCUGAUUAGAAGAGCAACAUCAACACUGGAGACCACAGGAAACCAUUCAGCUUUGUAUUGCACAAGCAAAGACAUAUUCAAGGAACUGUAUCUUCAGCAGAAGGUCCCUAAAUGGGAGCUCUUCUGAGAGUAAUCUCUGUGUAGUGAUGACUUUUUGCACAGAUAGCUACUUAAAUACAAAAUAAUAAACUUGAAAGAACCAGUGCAGUGUCUUGAGAUCUGCCUCUUGUAGCUCUUUGUUUCUGAUGACCAUAUUCAUGCUUUCUGAGCUUUCUCAUUCAUUGCAGGCACUAAGGUGGUUUUCCUCCUGUUUGGAACAUUCUCAUAAAGUAGCUUUGUUGGUUCAGUCUCAGAAUUGAUGAGCACAAGUUUUGAAGAGACUUUAACGUUGCCUAAGCUCUGCAAGGUUUCCAUGUAGUUGUGGGAUAACCUCCAAAAUGAAGGCACUUUGGUGGAUUUACUCCUCAUGUAAAUAAGCCACGAGGAACACUGUUGACAUCAGUAUUUUAAGAAAAUCUCCAACAUAUUCAUCACGUAAAGCCAAAACCCACUGAAGUUUCCACAGUCUGCAUUUGUGGAACAAUACAUUUACUGCUGAAAAAAAUGAGUUGUUUGUAUCAGUUGCUUCGGAGGAGAAAGUGAGGGCAACAAGACAUGAUUAAGAUAAUCUGAUGUAAAUGGCCAGCCCCAUUUUAUCAGAACCAAACUCAGCUUCUUGGUGGAACUACUUUUUCCUUUAUGAUGGCUCAAAGGUAAAGGAAGAAGGGGAUCCCACAAGAGCUGGCAUUUGCUACUUUUAUCCCUCUCAGACUCUCCUUGACCAGCAGGAACUGCUGUGUGGACAGAUUGCAGGAGUGGUGCGCUGCGUAACGGAGAUCUCCAGUGCUCCCCCCAGUCUCAUUCGGCUGAGAAAGCUCAAGUUUGCAGUAAGGGUGGAUGGAGAGUAUCUCUGGGUGCUGGGCUGUACCAUUGAACUCCCUGAUGUCAGCUGUGGACAAUUUCUGGAUCUACUGAUUGGACUCUUCAGAUUUUACAAUGGAUCUGUGUGUCAUGCUUACAUGGUGUUUUCUUGGGAGGAGCUGAGCUCGCAGUGGGAUAAGUACAUCGAACAUAUUCAGAAAAACACCAGUGACCUGCACAAGAUCUUCAAUUCCCUUUGGAACUUGGACAAAACCAAGGUGGAACCCCUGCUGUUACUGAAAGCAGCUCUCAUCUUGCAGACCUGCCAGCGUUCGCCCCAAGUGUUGGCAGGUUGCAUCCUCUACAAAGGCCGGAUUGUGAGCACGCAGCUUCCACCGCCUCUCACUGCCAAGGUUCUCCUUCAAGGAACUGAAGCUGCAGACAAGAGCAUACCUGGAGGCGGGGAGGUGCUGCAGGAACAUGAUCCCCCACUGCCUCAGGAUGUCUGCAUCGUUCCAGUUUUCCUAACGGAAGACGAAGCCACCGCACUCCGGGACUUUCCAGUAGAGUGGAUGACUAGGUUGCCCACAUCUCCAGCAAACCCUAAAGGAUCUAAGAACACCCUCCGCUCACGGGCAUUCUCGGAUUCGGCCCGGGUUGAUGAAGGUCGAGGCCAGCAUGCCCUGCUGGUGAGAGAGCCCCCCACACAGGCCUCAGGCGCGGCCAGAGCAAAGGAUGCUCUGAAUCCCCCAGCUGGAGCACGGAGCAGCCCAGGCAGCAAAAGCCCAGUGUUGAGUUCUACCCCCCUGAAACCAUCCCCUCCAUCGCAGAGAGAGCUGGGAGCCCUGCCCAGCAAUUCCAGACUGCCUGCUGCAGAGUGCACUCGAGACACAGGUGCAGCCUCAGGGUCCUCUGACUUUCCAAAGCCUUGUGCCCUGGGGCAGGAGGGUCGAAGCACUACGGAACCUGUAAGCAGUGAGCAGAUGAAGUCCGAAUGCCGCAGCCUCCAGAGGCGUCACACAGCCAGUGGCAGCCUUCCCACCUGCUGUCCAUCCAAAGAGACGAGGAGGAGAAGCAGCUCAAGCGAACGUGACAGUCUGUCAAGUGUAGACAGUCAAGACACCAGCAGGCAAAACAGAACAUUCAAAAGAGGAGAUGCAGCAGCCAGGGAUGACGCUUCCGAGCAGGAGCCUCUGCCCAGUGCUGUAUGGGUGGGGCAGCAGUUCCCUGCUGAAGAUUGUGGUAGGAAUCAGUUUCCUGUUGCUGAAGUCCAGGGGAGCCUACCCAGUGGCACUGCAGAAGGCCCAGGCUCUCCCAAGGGCAGAGAGAAGAGUUUGCCUAUGCCAGUAACUACCGGGAUGGACUGUCUAGCAGCAGUAGAUUGCACAGUGUCAGUCAAGCAGGCCACGCUGGUUAAGAUGAUCUUGUAUGUUCACAGAAUUAAAGAGUUAGUGCUCUUGCUGCUGGCGGAGGAGCAGUUUAAGGAUGACCAGGGAUCCAUUGAAGAUGUGUAUCACAGCAGUCUGGCUUCUCUCAAUGGCCUGGAGGUUCACCUGAAGGAGACUUUGCCGAAAGACCAUUCGUCAACAGCCAAAGCCACCUACAGCUUUACUCACUACGACUGCAUUCAGAACGUACUCACAGCAAACCUGCCCCAGGUACUGGGCGCUCAGGAUCAGCACUUCCUGAGAGCUGCUAGUCUGAUCCAUGCUGACUUCAACCAGCUCCCAACUGUUUCUGAAAUGAUAAUCAGGAACGCCUCCACUGCUGUCUAUGCCUGCCAGAACCCAGUCCAGGAAACGUUCUUCCAGCAGCUGGCCACCCCACUGCGCAACUCAGGGGUUCCCAACCCUCAUGACAGUGCGUUCAGCUUACCAAGCAAGGCCAAACAAAAGCUGCUGAAGCAUGGGGUGAAUCUACUCUGAGUGUGGUUUGACUCCCUGGAAUGGCCUGCCCAAAUCCAAGCCAGAAGACGCUCUGUCUCUAAUAAGCUAAGAUGCCAAGACUUUUAUUCCAUGCCAGCUGCUCUUCAAAGAACCUGGGGCACAAAGCAUUAUUUGCGUGUCAUAUCCUUGGUUGGUUAAACAGUGAGUAACCUGGAGCCACUGAGUGCUCAGCCCUUGGGUGAUGGUCUGUACUGCCAGGUAACCCAGCAUGCUGUGCGCUUGUUAUGCGCCACUUUGUAUUGUCGAGGGAUGGUGGGAAAUGUUGACUGUUUCCAAAGAAUUAAGGAGGCAGAUUAUUGCAGUGGCACAGUGCUGCUCAUGACUCACCUCUGCCUCCUUUCGCGUGACGCACCUGGAGUGCCUUGACUGAAAGCCAACGAUUUGCUUGCUCUCAGCUGCACAUGGUGAAGGGUUGCUGUGCAAUACCUGCUUUGUGAGAUGUCUGUCGGGGACUGAUUUUUGCUGCGGGAUUCCUGUGCCUACGUUCCUAGUCAGUCAGACUUAGAAUUAUUUACAUCUCUGGAGCUACGGAAAUGAUCCUGUCACCAGGUAGUGCCUCACCUUGAAUUUACAGUGCUCUGCCUAGUGUCAGACUGACAGGAAUAGAAGAAGAGCAAACAACUCUCUCGCAGUAACACGAAGCACUUAGGGUUUUAUAAUAGCAAUGUCUGGGAGGUCUCCUACUCCCUCCAUCUGUCUUCAGCAUUCCUUCCUUUGGUGAGCUGCUUAAUGCUGUCCCUCCAGACUGCCCACCAAGAGCAGAAACCCACUGUAACCUGCAGACUCCCUGCAGCAUCCCUGCCUUCCAUGAGUGCCAUUACGAUAUCAGUUCACAGGCCUGAACACGCUGCACUCGCUGCCUGUGGUGCAGAGCCCAGCCCUGCGCUGUACCUGCAUCCAGGACUUGUCUGUCUGUCUGCCAGUCCUCCUAUGGAGAAGCUUUUCCUGCCAAAGCUGACCGUACCUCCUUGCUUUCGUGCUACCUCCCUGAAUUCUGCUGUACUGUAUUUGCAGAAAAGGCGAGAGCCCAUUAGCUGGUCACACCAAAAAGCUUUACAGCUCCUCUGCAGCUGCCAUCUUUGCUGAAACAAACUGAACUCCAUUUUUGGCAACUUUUUGGAUUGCAUCAGAUUAGCAAUUACGGCAGCGUAGACCUGAGCUAUGUGACUGACACCUGUCGUUUCUCUGAUACAUUUUGUGUAUUUCAAAGAUUGCAGCUGCUCUGUGCAUGAACAUCUGGGUGGCAGUUGAAAUAAAAAAGCAAAAUAAAGAGGAGACCCCAGGACUCAUCCAUUCACUACUAGUCACUAAUGGUAGACUCCUGUUUAUUGCACAAUCCUCUCACCUGUGACUUCUAACUCUGGUGGCAGGCUGACCAGUGGACUCCCAUAGUACCACGUGUCUCCAGCGCUGCACUCUCGUUCUAUGCAAGUUCAGUGGGGUGUGUCUGCUGCUUAGACACCACCUGAAAUCACUCUUUGGUGGCCUUUCCUCUUGAAGGCGUGGCGGAGUGUGGGAGCCCAGCACUGUGUGGCAGUGGGUGUGGACAGAGGUGUUACUGGCCUGCUAGUGUGGGCUGCAGGCCAGUACUGAGGUGCCGGGCCAGAGCUGUGCUGGGAACCUUGCUCUGGCCAGUCCUGUUUGCUCUCUUCCCCUCUGAGCUAGGUAGGUAAAUGCUGCCCCGGUGAAUCUCAGCCCAGGCUCAGGCUCUGCUGGAACAAUCAUGAUUUCCAGUGGGGCCCCCUCCCCAUUUUCCUUGUUGCCUGUUGACAGGGCAUCUUUGUGCAGCCCUUAGCUGAGUAGCUCAGUGAGCUCUGGGAAGAAUCAGCUCCUGGCUUGCUGGGUGUGGUGUAGUCUGGCUCCCACUUUGUCAGCAGAAAAGCAUUUCAGCAGACAGGAGGGCAGCCAGGUAACCAUGGCCAGGCUUCUCUGCUCCACACGCUGCCAAGCUCCCCACUAACACUGGUCCAAUAGCUGGGAGAGUUGGAGUAGAAAGUGCCUUGUGUAGAAAUGUUAGCAGCAGCUAAUCUGCUGUGGUUCCUGGCAUGGGCUGAAAAGCUGAUCUUCCACGUGCAGUGAUGACUGAUGUGAGGUCGGCACAGUGCCAAGGCACUGCUCCCUGCACUGCAACCAGCCUGCACGUUGUUCGCGUCCUGGAGCCAGAAAGAGCACAGACCAUCCUGCAGGUGAGCAAAGAAUCCUGUGUCUGUCUCAGCCCUAGCGCCAUAGGCAGCAUUCCUCUGACAUUCUGGGCUGAAGGGCUGCUGCCUGUAUUCAGCCAAAUGGUGUCCUGAUGCCGCACAGACAUUGGUCACUCUGUGUCUUUCCACAGCCUUGCUGCUCCCCAACAAAUUAGCCAGAUUUUCUCUGAGGCAUGAGGCAGGGAAGUCUCUGAGUCUGGCCGAAGCAGCUGUGUGACAGCAAGCUGAGCUGCUAGGGAUUGUCAGAACACUCCGUCAUGCAGCCUCCCACCCUGGGAGUUUUGGUAAGUGGGUGACUGAGAUCUAUGAAAAGCCAGGGACCGAUGUCCUGGAGAGGGGCUGUGUAAAAGGCCUGACUAGAGACAGACAGGAGCUCUUGCACAGUAAGGAAACAGAAAGUAAAUACAUGAAUUUGCUGUCUUCAGAAAUCGUCUGCUACAAGCUGCUGUGCCAUCUGUCAGCCACGCUCAGAGCGGUGAUGCCCUUGUUUUCCGUUACUCCUUGUGUCUGGACAGUGAGGCGCAUCCCAGGCAUGUGAUUAUGGAGAGGACACUUGUCUCAGCAGCAGCAUAAUGCUGGGUUGUCGAGUUGGAGUUUGCUGUGCUUCGAGAAAAUGAAAAAAUAGUGGUGUUAAAAAACCCACUAAAAAGCGGCUGCUGCAAGGACAGAGAGUGGUCCAAGUGCUUCCCGGCCUGUGGAGCAGUGCUAAUGAGCCUGGUGCCUCUGGAGCUGAGUGAUGUGUGGGACACUUCACCUCGUUGCCCAUGUACUUUGGAUCAUUCACUGUUCAGUAGCAGAUGCUUGACCAGCAAUGUAGCAAGCUGCUUCCUAAGGUUUCCCCUACCCAAGGCCACUGAUGGACUUUAAGCAGUGUAGCAGGGGGCUGGACAUGCUUCCCCAAAUGGUUUUGGGAAACCCUUCCCUGCAAGCUGGUGGCCCUUCCACUAAGCAUGGAGAACACAAAUUGGGGUAGCUGGUAAGUUCCCCUGCCCUCUAGCUCUGCAUCUGCUGCUGACUGCGUUCUGUGUGGCUGUCGCUGAGAUGCUCUGCACCACUUCAGGCACAUGCCAUGGUGUUGCUUUAAGUCACAGGCUGCGGCAGGUGGGUCCAGCAGCAGUUUUCUGCCUCUUGGAGUGCAUUUGAGCCCUACCCAACUGGGAGCAGACGAGCCCCACAUCUCAGUGGCUUGGCCUUCAGAAGAGGCUGCGAGUGGGUUUGUCACUCGGGGCCACAGUGCAGGGUGAGGCAAGCCAUGGGCUCUUGAUGCUCUCUGUGGUAAUGUGCAGUGCGCAGCAGCCAGGUACUGUAUCGAUGGGUGUGCGUGCUCUUGGGAGAAUGAGAUGGGCUUGGUUUGGGUCCUUGCCCCUUGGGAAGUGGGCUGCUCUCAGGGCAGAGGGCUCAGUCUGUAGCCUUCCUCCUGGCCCCAAACACAAGGAGCAGUGGAACCUGUCUAGGGAGCUAGGCCCAUCCCUUGCCUAGUGAACUGAAAUGCAAGUCCUGGGUGGUUUCAGUGGUCAGUGAUGCAGGGAGGGGCUGACUUUCCAAGGUCACACAGCAGGUGGGUGGAAGUCAGAUUUGGCAUUCAAUUCCAAACGCUAACCGCUAGAUCUGUCUGACUCUGCCAGUUCACAACACAGUCCCUGGACUGCAGUUUGCAUUGACUUCAGGGUCUGUGGACUUCAGGCUGGUUUCUGACGGACAUGGUGUCUGAUCUCGUCUGUGCAGUUGACAGAGGACAGGCAGGGCUGGUGCACAUCUGAGUGUCAUUAAAUUUAACAGGCACGGGCAGACUUGCCAGUGAUGCCUCUAAGAAGAGUGUGCAUCAGCCCUGCUGGAUUCCAGUCGAGUAACUGCCUUCUGCCUCCCUCUGCUCUCCUGCAGUGUCAGGUGAUGCUGGUACUUGUAUUGGUGGUGACUAGCAUGGUAUAGUGGAUGCUGGAAUCCUGAAGAGCAGUAUAGUCUCAUCUGACGUGUAGUAGUGCUGCUGCCGUGUUCUACCCUAGAGCUGGCUGCAUUUUGGAUUACAGUGAUUCUCGUGUCUGUUUGGAUCUUUUGGGACACAGGCGUUGAGUGACUGUUGAAGCAGAGCUGCUAUUCACCCUCCCUGAACGGCAAGUGGAAAAAUUUGGGAUUCUCCAUCCACUCAGCUGUUUGAGCUUCCCUUGGAGCUGCGCCGCGCCUGGCCAUUUCCAGCCCUGUCUGUGUAACGCCAUAUGCCUCUGCAGAGGCUGCCGGGGCAGCAGCUCCAGGGCUGGGUCAUGUCGUUCCUGCUGGGCAUGAUAAUAGCUCUCUGAGCUGGGGGGUGGGGGGGUAGCGGAGGGUGCUGGACUGUACCACGGCUGUCCAGGGAGUUCACACAGCCCUAAGUCCAUGGGCACUGCUGCUUUUGGGCAGGGUGGUGUAACCUCUUAGCUGUGGCAGCCAGGUACGGGGCGCACUCCACACUGGCAGCUCUGUCCUGAGUCCCAGGUCCUGGCACAGGCUGCCCAGCCAGUGCAAGCAAAUACUGGGCACUCAUGGCCAGCUCUUGUCUGAGGCGCCCAGCUAGGCACGAAUGGCAGGGUUCGAGCUAUGCUGCCAAGAGUGCCUAGGCACGUCAAGCUGAGUACAAGCUUCCCCAGCAAUCUGAGGGCCUUGGGGCAGCUGGCCGUGGGCGGGGCAACGGCUUGCAUUUGGGGAAUAAGUGCAGUGGGGGGUGAUAGGGAGGGAAGCAGGUGCUCCCCAGCAGAAGACUCGGGGGGCUCCCAGCAUUUGCCCCCGAGAGUCACUGUAGCUCGCAGCAGGCUGAGGCAGCCACAGCCCCAGGAGUCCAGAGGGUGACACGCUCUGAGUGUGUCUGGGCUGGUGCAUGUGGGGUGGCCUGCCAGAGGGUAACCAGGUGCAAAUGUGCUCAGAUGAGCUGGGGCAGCAGUGAAACAAGAUUUAUUUACUGCUGUAGAUUGAAUUACUUCCUGCCCUGGGCCCUGCUGCCAUUUCCCACAGCCCCUCGAGGUAAUUCCAGGGGCAGGCCGAGUUGGUGCUGUCCUGCUUCAUUUGCCCUCACAUGCCUGUCCUGACACUUAGCUAGCAGCGCACUGGGAUUCACAGCCACAGUGCUGGCAGCGGGACCCGACACUGGAUGUGCUGUUCCUGCACCAGCUGCUAAGCAGCAGCACCACAGCACGUGGAGGAGGGGAGCUGUGCUGGCCCUGCUCCUGCCCCAAACAGCAAACCCCACCUUGUGGCUGCCAUCCUGCAUGUUGGAAGGGUUGCAAUCAAACAUCAGCCCUAUUCAGCACUGAUGAAGAUGGGGGUUGGAGGUUUUCCUGCUCCUGCAAAAACCAACUCCUCUGAAACAGUUGGCGCUAGUCUGGACAGUUCUGUGCCAGUCAGUGGUAUCUAGGCUUCGCCUCAGCAGGCUGACCGGUGUCUGCUCUCGCCUGGCACAGCUCAAGGGGAGCUGCGGUGUUGGCCCUACCCUGAGCUUGCUCCUUAGCCCAUGCUCCUCUUAGCAGUGUUCGGUAUUGGACUAAAUCUGUCUGUUUCUUCUGUCCGCUGCCUGACAGCUGCUCUGUCCCCUUUACGGCAUCUUGGUACAGGUGUAGCCCCGCGUGGCGGCCUUGUCUCUGUCCUAGCCACCCCUGCUUCCCUGUAGUCUUUCCUCCUAGAGCUUCUGCUCCAAAUCUGGUCUUGCUUCUCUCCCUAGUACAAUACCUCCCACCUGCCAGCACCAUAGCAAGGAUCCAAAGUCCCAGGCUUUCACUGCAAAAGAGCCAUCUCAGUGGCAAGUGGAGGACCUCCCCCGCCCCACCCCCACAGCACGCACACAGCCUGUUCGAUUUUUCAGCACAAUUGUUUAUUGAUAGUCUUCCUUAUGUACUGGUACGAAUGGCACCAAACUGUAACAGUUACCGGGUCAGCCUUUCCUUUGUAAUUCUAUCACAAAGUAUUCAAUGUGCGUAGAAAUCAUGCACGUCACAUAUUCUUUUAAGAUAUUUGUGUAAAAAUACUUCAUGUAUUUGAAACUUCUGCCUUAUCUUGCAAUUUAAUCACUGAAAAGAUCUGUGUAGAAAACUCA